UAUUGCUGUUAAUUUUAAGGUUAUCUACUUGUCAUAUAGAGGUUUGCUCUUUGGUUUUAUUAUUGUGAAUGAAUAUUGUUGAAAACAAACAAAGUUGUGCUAAUAGUGUAGUUUGGUAAUGUUUGUGAUUGAUAGCUAUUAAAUAAUAAUAAUGUCCGAUCCGGUUGUGGAAACCCCACAAGGUAAAAUAAAAGGGAAGGUGAUAAAGAUAUUCGAUGACUUUGAGUAUUCAAGUUACAAGGGAAUUCCGUAUGCAAAACCACCCCUUGGCGAAUUGCGAUUUGCUGCACCGCAACCGCCAGACUCAUGGGAGGGAAUCAGAGAUGGGACCAAAGAUUGCAACAUCUGCGCGCAGUUUGAUAAAGAGACCAAAAGCAUAGUAGGAGACGAAGAUUGUUUGUAUUUAAAUGUCUAUACGCCAAAGCUACCUUCAGAUAAAAAUGAGUUACUUCCUGUUAUGGUGUUUUUGCAUGGCGGUGGUUUUCUCUUCGGGCACGGGACCGACGAUUCAGCACAUGGACCGGAUUUUCUCGUAAAACGAAAAAUAGUCGUGGUCAGUCUGAACUACCGACUGGGAAUCCUCGGAUUUUUAUCCCUAGACCGUAAAGAGGCAACAGGUAACAUGGGACUCAGGGACCAAGUGCAAGCCUUGAAGUGGGUCCAGCAAAACAUUAAGGAGUUCGGUGGAGAUCCCAACAGUGUUACUAUUUUCGGAAUCAGCGCUGGUGGAGCAUCUGUAGAAUACCUCCUCCUGUCACCUAUGGCUAAAGGUCUGUUUCACAAAGCCCUUGCUCAAUCUGGUUCUUCUUUGUUACAUUGGGCUUAUAACGCUGAUGUCAAAAAGCUGGCCUCAAAAAUACCCUUUCUGAAUGGUAAAGUUGUUGUCGACGACGAUGACUUGUUAAAAUACCUGAAAGGUUUGUCGACUAAUGAAUUGAUUACCGCGUCUAUGCUGGCUUUGGCUACCGAUGAAUGGCGAGGUGGUAUUCACUUUGGUUUCGUGCCCACAGUUGAGAAACCAGGCGACUGGGAACCGUUUUUAAGCAAGCCUCCAUACGAACUGCUGUCUAAAGGAGAAUUUAACAAAGUUCCGUACAUGUCUGGGUUCUGUUCACGAGAAGGUCUGCUCAUGGUGUCUCACGGUGCACCGACUUUAGAGAAGUUCAUAAAAGAGAAGGUUUUCGUAGAUUACUUCCCGUUUGACCUCGAUGUCCCGGAAAAGAUUAAUACGGAACUUAAGUUGAAGACAAACUAUCUAGAAGCUGAGAGGAUCUAUGAGGAUCCUGACGCUUACGCAAUUGAUUUCUUCUCCGAUGUGGACUUUAUCGGUGGGAUUUACGUGGCUACAAAUUUAAUAGCUAAGCACAAUGCCCCUGUGUUUUUCUACGAGUUUGCUUACGAUGGAGGUUUGAAUUACAUCAAGAAGUGUUACAACAUCGACCGUCAGGGGGCGUGCCACGGUGACGACGGCGGCUACAUCGUAAGAAGUAACAAGCUAUCUACAUCCAUCAGUGACAUGGAUAAAAUUGUUAGAGAUACGAUGAACCAAUUAUGGGUUAACUUCGCGACCUAUGGGGAUCCUACGCCGAGGCUUGAUUUCUUGGUAACAACGAAAUGGGAGCCCAUCGCUGAAACAGGCGUCGCUUGCUUUGUGAUCGACAGAAAAAUGAAAAUGAAAUACGAAGUGUACCCAGAACGUAUGAAAGUGUUUGAAGAGCUUUACGAGAAAAAAUGCAGUACUAAAUGAUGUAUACGAGAUUAAUGUUAUGUCCAAAACUUUUGUACACAACACAGUAAUAUAUUCAACGUUUUUGAUAUUAUACGAAACAUUUUGAU
This is a messenger RNA of Trichoplusia ni (cabbage looper), 1836 nucleotides long. Its product is annotated as esterase E4-like. The coding region runs from base 152 to 1747 and encodes 531 amino acids. The transcript has 3 exons. NCBI's taxonomy places the organism in Eukaryota, Metazoa, Arthropoda, Insecta, Lepidoptera, Noctuidae. The record is from RefSeq and is a predicted model, not a curated record.